Pieris napi is the source of this 1288-nucleotide messenger RNA. It is a transcript of the gene mRpS29, whose product is annotated as 28S ribosomal protein S29, mitochondrial. Gene Ontology annotation, biological process: apoptotic process. Gene Ontology annotation, molecular function: structural constituent of ribosome. The record is from RefSeq and is a predicted model, not a curated record. Gene Ontology annotation, cellular component: mitochondrial small ribosomal subunit; mitochondrial ribosome. The transcript has 8 exons. The coding region runs from base 136 to 1251 and encodes 371 amino acids. NCBI's taxonomy places the organism in Eukaryota, Metazoa, Arthropoda, Insecta, Lepidoptera, Pieridae.
CUCAACACAGUAAGAUUAUAGUCUGUGCCAUUUCUAAUUUAUAACCUCAAAUUGAGGAAAAUAAUAUUAAAUUUAUUUACUUUUUUGUAUUUCUUCAGAACGAAGUUAAUAAUUAAAAAUAAGUUAAAUACCAUAAUGCUAUCCCGUAACUUACGGUAUGCAUGUCGUCGCUAUAGUCAGGCUGUAACUUUCAGAACAACUGAAUCUUCCCCCACUCAACAGACUGAUAAUCAAUUCGGUUUAUUCUAUACAGUAAACAAAGAUUUGUGUAAACAACUUUAUGGUCAUGGUGGACUUCCUAAGUCUUAUACAAAGCAGUCAAAAACCUUUGCUGAAACUGCUAUAAUGGUGCGACAACCUGCAUUGGAUAUAAUCAACUGCAUAAAAGCCUCAGAUUUAAAUAAACCUGCCAUCAGAUAUGUUUUAUAUGGUGAGGAUGGAACAGGCAAAUCUAUGACUAUUGCUCAUUUAUUGCACUAUGCUUUUGAAGAGGGAUACUUGAUUGUUCAUGUUCCUUGGGUAUCGGACUGGUUGCGAAGGGUUUUACGCCAUAAGGAAAUGGCAAAUUCACUGACUCGUGAAGGGCUUGUAGACCUACCACUUGAUGCAGCUGCUUGGUUGUUGCAUUUUAAAACUCAAAAUCAACACUUGUUAAAGUCACCAGAAUUCAUUGUAUCAAAGGAAUAUGUUUGGAGUAAAAGAGAGAAAACGGAAGCUGGUGCACCAUUACAUGAACUUGUUGAACUGGGCAUUGCAAGAGUAAAAUAUGCUUGUGAUGUGGUUGAUGCCAUUGUAAAUGAAGUUAAACUCCUCUCAAAUUGUAAAAAGUGUAAGACCUUUGUUGCCGUGGAUGGGUACAAUGGAUUCUUUAAUCCUCUGACUCGUCUAAAAACUCCCACAAAGAAAAAGGUUGCACCAGAAGAGGUCACGUUGACUACGUCUAUUUUGGAACUUACCAAAAACAACUGGACAAAUGCUGUGAUGGUGCUUAGUACAGAUUCAAUCGCAAAUCCUGAUGAUGACACUAAGAAUUAUCUGCCGCAACAUUUGUUAUUUAGAAAGGGCUUUGAUCACUUAGAUCCUUUUGUUCCGAUAAAAGUUGACCGUUACACUGAUAGAGAAUUUCUCACUUGUGCAAGUUACUACAGGGACAGGCUUUGGCUAAGAGGACCACAGGACAUGGAGACAGAACUUAAGCUUACUAGUGCUUGUAAUCCAUUCAAGUUUAUGGAACAGUGUGCACCAUUAUAAAUUAUAUUUAUGUUAGGUAUUAAAUAGUUGUAAAUAG